This is a messenger RNA of Candoia aspera, 1841 nucleotides long. Its product is annotated as 5-beta-cholestane-3-alpha,7-alpha-diol 12-alpha-hydroxylase-like. The coding region runs from base 47 to 1576 and encodes 509 amino acids. The transcript has a single exon. The record is from RefSeq and is a predicted model, not a curated record. NCBI's taxonomy places the organism in Eukaryota, Metazoa, Chordata, Lepidosauria, Squamata, Candoiidae. Gene Ontology annotation, molecular function: sterol 12-alpha-hydroxylase activity; heme binding; iron ion binding.
GUCACUUCAAUUUCUUUCUGCAAAGCUUCUUCCCUGCACACCGGUGAUGAAUUUCUGGGAGACAGUGCUUUGCGCUUGCCUGGCAAUCCUCAUUGCAUUAAUACUUGGAGGACUCUAUAAAAUAGGAGCAUUUCGCAGGAGGAAAUCCAAGGAACCACCCCUGGAUAAGGGUUUAAUUCCAUGGCUAGGCCAUGGGAUAAGUUUUGGGAAAAACCCUUUACAGUUUUUGGAAAAGAUGAUGAAGAAACACGGGGAUAUCUUCACCAUGCUGGUUGGGGGCAAUUAUUUACAUGUUGUGAUGGAUCCUCACACUUAUGAAUUUAUAGUAAAGAAAUCAAAAAACAAGCUGAACUUCAGUGCAUUUGCCUCAAAUAUAGUCAUUAACGUAUUUAGUUUUCAACCAACGGAAACACAUCAUAAGAUUGUGGAAGCUGGGAGCAAACAAUAUCUCAGAGGUAAAGGUCUAAUGGUCCUAAACCAAGUAUUGAUGGAGAAUCUGAAGGUGAUAUUGCUUCACGACCAAGAUUCAGGUGAAGGGAAAAGAGGGUGGCAUCAGGAGGGACUUUGGCACUUCAGCUACAAAGCCAUCUUCCAAGCUGCUUUCCUGACUUUAUUUGGCUCUGAGCCAGAGAAGGAUGCCACCAGAAAAGAAGAUGCUAAGGAGGGAAGAAGCAAACAAUAUGAUAAGAUGUUUGAAGACUUUCAGCAAUUUGAUCAGUUCUUUCCCCAAAUGGUCCUCAGCAGCCUGGAUCCCCAAAGCAAGAAGGAAGUUCAGAGACUGAGGAGCUACUUUUGGGAUCUCCUAUCCGUAGAAAAGCUGUACAAGAGGGAGAACAUCAGCGGCUGGAUUCUGGACCAGGAUCACACGAUGGCUGAAGUUGGGAUGACUGAAAAGAUGAGGAGUCGGGUCCAGCUGCUUCUCCUGUGGGCUUCUCAAGCAAACACUGGUCCAGCAAUUUUCUGGUUGCUUGCAUAUCUCUUGAAAUAUCCAGAAGCAAUGAAGGCAGUGAGGGGAGAAGUAGAGCAAGCGCUAAGAGAGACGGGUCAGGAAGGGAAGCCGUUGAACCUGUCCUUGAAGGCAAUCAAGACCCCUCUUCUUGACAGCACAGUGGAGGAGGUCUUCCGCCUGAAAGCGGGCUCUUCCGUGUUUAGAAGUGUGAUGGAGGACGUCAACCUCGAGAUGGAUGAUGGAAGAGAAUAUACUCUUCGAAAAGGAGACCACCUUCUUCUUUUCCCUUUCCUUGGACUGCACAUGGAUCCAGAAAUCUACCCUGAGCCUCACACGUUCAAGUAUGACCGCUUCUUGAGUCCAGACGGCGUGAGGAAAGAGUUCUUCAAAAAUGGGAAAAAGCUGAAAACCCGCAUCAUGCCCUUUGGGGGUGGGCCUUCCAUGUGCCCGGGCCGGUUCUUUGCUGUCAGCGAAAUGAAAAUAUUUGCCAUCCUGAUGCUCACCCACUUCGAUAUGGAGCUGGUUAAUGUGGAAGAAGAGCUGCCUCCUUCAGCCGAAAACCGAACUGGGAUUGGGACCUCCCAUCCCACACACGACAUCAAGUUCAAGUAUCGGCUGCGACUGUAAAGUAACGUAGAGAGUGUCAGUUUAAACCUGGAUUUUGUAACAGGGGGACAAAGAUUAAUGUCACCUCUAGGUUCAUCUUCUAAUGCUGUACAGUAUGUGCUUCCAUAGACAGUAACUUCCUUCAUAAAGUCUGUCAGAGGGUGGGUAAGGAUAGGAACUGAUGUAGAUGCAUGAAGCCAAAGGAUCAGCUAGAGCAGGGGUGUUCACGGGAAGGGGGUCAAAAAAGUCAAGAUGGCAGCUCCCACGAUGCAAAAAAGGGGUCAGG